Dermacentor silvarum is the source of this 4012-nucleotide messenger RNA. Its product is annotated as adhesion G protein-coupled receptor E3. Gene Ontology annotation, molecular function: G protein-coupled receptor activity. Bases 1421 to 2452 code for a protein of 343 amino acids. Gene Ontology annotation, cellular component: membrane. The record is from RefSeq and is a predicted model, not a curated record. The transcript has a single exon. NCBI's taxonomy places the organism in Eukaryota, Metazoa, Arthropoda, Arachnida, Ixodida, Ixodidae. Gene Ontology annotation, biological process: cell surface receptor signaling pathway; G protein-coupled receptor signaling pathway.
UCGACGCAAGAGCAGCCGCUCGCCUCUGCUCUUCAGUCUCUCUUGGCCGUCGGGCUUCGAUGCGGUGUGCCGUGGUGCGUUCACUUCGCUGAUUCAUCGCCGUCUGCUGUCAGCGGCCACGGACUGGAACAAGCUGCAUAACGGUGCGAGAAGACACGGAUAUUUUUCUGCACCCGUGACAGCUGAUCGUCGAGCUGUCACGGCUGCUAGGGCAAAAAGUUUCUUCCGGACUCCUACUCAGUUCGUCGCAGUGUGCUUUUAGACUGGGUUGUUUGUUUGUCAAAGUGACGAGUUCUAUUCGGAAACUGUUUUACGCUUUCGGCUUUCCGACCACCACUCUUAGCCUACCACGGCGUCAACCAAGAAACCGGAAUAUUGGCCUUCGUCAAUGGAGUAGUGUUUCUGGAGGAUUUCUUGCACCCUAGCCCAUCAGAAGAAUGUGAUCCUUGCCGUACUCAACUGAACUCAUUCUCGCCAAAACCAGGUGAUGAACUCUAAGGUUGUAUACGGACCAAUGUUCCACUGAUUGGAACGCAGGAAUAGCGAAAAAAAAAAAAAAAAAAACAGCGUGAGCCCGCGGUCUAAAAGAUGUUCUUGACCAUGAGUAAUCCGGUACGUAGGUGACACCAGUUGACGUCGAAUAUUACGUCCUUGAUUUUGUGAAAAUUUGUGCCGACAGUUCGCGGAGGAAACAAGAGCAAGAUAUUUUCUUCAAGAAGAUAAACACUCUGGAUUCUCAGUGUCUUCAAUAACACGCUUAAUCGCGCAACAUCCCCUUUGCAGAAAAAAAGACGGGCCGAGAACUUUAAACAGAGUGGCGUGUUGCUUAUUUUAACGGAGUCAGAAACGUAUUGGCAACGUUCGCUGCACUAGAAGCUAAGAUUGCCGAACUGCCAGGGAAGUCAUACUGGUGUGCGAGCACGUGUUCCUCGACAGAAACUGACCGCUUGUGAAAGUAAGCACUGUUCUGUUACCGUGGGAACUGUGUUAUUAUUAUUAUUGAUCGGCGCGGGAAAAUUGUACCAGUAGCCCAUAAAAAAUUGCUGCCAUUGCAGGUUCACAAAGAAAAAAAUAACCAACAUAGUCAUCAUCUGGAAUCUGUACCUUAAGUGCGUUCAGAAGUAUCAAGCAGAAGGCGUUAAUAACGCAAAGCCGGAUAAUUAGAGGCUGAGGAAGAUGUCAGCACCCGAAAACUACACAAAAUAUGAAUAGCGACCAUGACAUUUUUCUCAACCAGCUGAAAAGUGGCGAAAUUGCUGGGAUAGCAAGACAUCCCGGUGUUUAAAGUUGGUGAAUCAGCUUCAUCUCCCCCGCCAACACCGACAACAUAUAGCAAAGUGCUCUCGCAGCGGUAACCGUGCAGUUGCAUCAUUCUCCAUAACUCCGUACAUUCUUCUCAUUGUCUACAAAGAGUAUCACGAUGGCUGACGUGUUUGCCGUGGGACUGCACACUUUCGGCGACGGUGGAUACGCUCCGCACCUGCACAAAGUCAACGGAACGUGGGUAGCCGGCAGUGGCUUCGAGAUCGGCACGGGCUCCACGGGUCUUCUGUCGCUGCUCUCUGUGAUCGGCACGAGCUUGUCAAUAGUGGGAGUUGUCCUGACUUUCAUAACGUACAGCCUGUUUUCGGACUUACGGACGCUGAGCGGCACAUCACUGCUGAACCUCCUGGCCGCGUUCUUUCUGUCGCAUCUCCUCAGCGUCAUUGGCGUCGAACGACCAAGCGACAAGAGGCUCUGUGUCACCCUUGGUUUCCUGCUGCAUUUCCUCUGGCUGGCGGUUCACUGCUGGCUCGCCGCCAUGUCGAGGGACAUGUACAAGACCUUCAGGGACAACAUCAAUCUUCAGCCGUCACCCGCCAAUGAGGACCGCAAGUCGUUCCUCAAAGCGGCCGCAUUUGCGUGGGGCCUUCCGUUGCUUCUGACGGGUCUCUCCGGAGUGGUCCACUUCGGCACCGUGCUGGACCAGACGUCCGACGACAGGAUCACCUGUUGGAUUCUCGGCCGCGGCUCGUACCUCUGGACAUUCUGCCUUCCGGCCUUCGUUCUGGCCGUGUCGGAUGUUCGGUACUUCGUCAAGGCAGCUAUCCUGACCCGUUACACGGCUAGCCUGCAGAUGAACCGCAAGACGAGGGACCGCAUGAAACGGAGGCGCUACCUGCAGCUAUUCCUCUAUGCCAAACUGCUCCUCGUCCUGACACUCACCUGGGUUGCUGGGCUGGCCGCGCAACUGGCGCGACUCAAGGCUGUCUGGUUUGCCUUCUGCAUUCUUGCGUCGGUGCAAGGGUUCUUCGUGGCGCUGGCCUACUCGUGCAACUCGCGCGUCUUUCGUCUGUACAGCCGAUCUCUGCGGUCCGGAAACAACAACCGCAAAGGUUACGGAGCGUCAGAUCUCUCUGGGUCUACCGACUUGGCCUUGCUGACCUGGGAGCCGACGCCGGACGCUGUGUGAACACUACCGAUCCACUGUGGUGCGGGACAGAGAACCGGAGUGGUGUGACUUCAGUGCUCGCCAGGACGGAUACUCAGUUGAGUGAAACUGUUCUGUCCAGUGUGGCGUCGUGAGAUUUGUAGAGCUCUCUGUGCGGCUCCUUUUCUUGAAAAAGAAAAGUAAGACGAAGUGUUAUAUGAAAAAGAUUAGGCGGUUUUUACUUUGCAAGAAUGGGACGAAAAUUUGUUACUUUUAAGAGCCGAGUGCGUUGUAAUUAACAUCGAUUGCUCUAAAGUGAUAUCAUGACAGGUGAGAUUUUUAGUGGUGACACUUGUCGGGAAACGGUGGGCUGCAGGACAUCACAAAGCCAUUGACGCAAGAUAACACGAAAACGCAAGAAGCGAACUGUCCCACAUCGGUCCGUCUACGUCUGUGAACGCUUUGAUUCUGUUGUGAUAAUAGCGUUAGCGUCGAAAUUUGUGUCGGUGUUAGCGGUUGUAGGUACCAGCGAACUAGGUUCGCAAGGGACGAACCGAAACUUUCUUCGCUGCAAUAGCUUCGUCUGCAGUUUUUCGCAACCACCCCACGUGUCAUUUGGACGCAAGAAUUGAGUGGUGAUUUCUUAGGGUGGGUGUGGAAGCACUGUACUUGCAAUCGCUCUUUUAAGAACCGUGAUGACGAUGGUGCAUAUCAGGCGUUUCUUAACUAGAAAGGUCACAGGUUCCAGGAUGCAUAAAAAAUUUGCGUAGUGAGACGUGUGAUUUAACAGAGAACCCUUCUCAUAUACACGCCUCGUAGCUCGAGGAAAGGCUUUUGACGAAACAUUUAGCAGUGCGUGUAAAAUCAGAACUUACAGAUUAUAGCAAAAUACAAAUGCCUUCUCAACGAGACUACUCCUUCGUUUCAUAAGACCGUAAAUGUGCUUGUUACCAGUGCACGUUAAAGUAUGGCUCGCUAGAAUUUCCUACAGAAGGCCGUCGCUACUUUAUUCUAAGUUAAUAGAAUAUCAUGAUGUUGUAAUAGCAGCCUUCGGUUUCGAUAAUCGAGACACUACGUGAGAAGGAAUACAUAUCAAUUCGCAUGCUCCACUCAAGUGGAAUAGCUUUGGAAAUUUGCAAAAAGACGUUGCUGAGUCGGUGCCUGAUAGCAACUGCGCAAUAUCAAGAGAAUAGUAGCAACUUUGUACAUCUUAAGAAAGAAUAACCAACUUUCUUUAUAUACGGAGAACUUCGGUUUCAUAUCAUGAACGUGUACUAGAAGCGUGUCGCAUUGAGCAGAUUGUUCCUAUAUGAGCUUUGAAAAGGUACGACAAUACGCGUUAUUUUCUGAUGAAGUUGGUAUUACGCGUAUGUUUGCUCGUUAAAGGUGCUGCGCACUUCAGGCAAAUCUUUCUUAUACGAGCGCCUAAAUUUGCAGUUCGAGCACCUCAGUGUUGCAUAUUGCUUGAAAGUUUUUAAUAGAGGUCGCUAUCGUGUUGAUAAUUUGAAAUCGUACCUCAAACCCUAUGGGUAGUGUUCUGCAAUACCCUACAUUCGGCGAAACGUGUAUAUGUGCCCUAUUUUAGUAAAAUCUUGGAAAACU